UCCCAUCAUUCUUAUCUCCAGCCACAUCAUUAGCUUUUUAUUAUUAUUAUUAUUCUUUCGAGUUUAAUAUUUAUUUUUUUGGCGUCUCUCCCGAAGAAUUUCAGAUUCUCAAUCAAUCUGUAUGAGAGUCGGAUGAAUUCUAUGGGCGACUCGAAUUUCCUCGACGUCGAUGAUUUUAUUUUGGACAGUCCAAGGGUUCCCUGUUCUCCUAUUGGUGGAGCAGAAAACGAUGUGGCCUCGUAUGUUGCCAGUUUGAGGCAAGGACAAGAACAGUUCUAUCCGAAUCUCGCAGCUUUUGAAGGAAUUUUCCAGGCAGAUCAACAACAAGUCUCCAGGUCUGAUCCAGAAUUCGGUUUCUCAGCUUCUGGCGGAAUUGUCCAGCGACAAGAACAAGAACAAGAACAAGUAGUGUUUCGAGAUGUAUCAGAAUUCGAUUUCGCAAUAUCUGAUGUAAUGUUGCUGCCAAGACAAGAGCAAGAUCAGUUACGUGGGGUUGGAGCUCAAAUCGAUUUCGCAAUUCAGGAACAAGAACAAGUCUGUAGCUUUGGAUUGGAUAUUGAUUCUGCAUCAUCUGGUGGCAUUGUUAAGCAAGAACAAGAACUAGUCGACGAAGAAUGCUCACGAAAGCGGGGACGCGUCGGAUCAUGUAGCAGGCCGGGAACUAAAGCAUGCCGUGAAAGAUUGAGGAGAGAAAAACUAAACGACAGAUUCAUGGAUCUAAGCUCGGUUUUGGAGCCCGGGAGGCCACCAAAGACGGACAAGCCUACUAUACUCGAUGACGCAAUCCGAGUCCUGAAUCAGCUCAGGAGUGAAGCUCAAGAACUUAAAGAAACGAACCAGAAGCUUUUAGAAGAGAUCAAGUGUUUGAAGGCGGAGAAGCAUGAGCUGAGGGAGGAGAAGCAUGUACUGAAGGCGGAUAAGGAGAAGAUGGAGGAGAAGCUGAAAGCAAUGACGGUUCCAUCUUCUCCGGGAUUCAUGGCCGCAGCUGCAUUCCAUCCGAACAAAAUGGCUGUUUUCCCGAGUUACGGGUACGUCCCGAUGUGGCAAUACUUGCCUCCCUCCACUCGUGAUACGUCCCGUGAUCAUGAACUCAGGCCUCCUGCUGCUUAAAAACUCGAUCUUCAUUUAUGACCACCGAUCACUUUGGACACCUGGGUAAAGCUUUUUCCACCUGUUCAGAUGCUUCUUUAUCCUAUAUAUGGAUAUGGAAUCGAGAUAAUCUUAUCUUGGACUGGUUUUAGGAAUUGGCAAAGUGUAAUCUUUACUGUUGGAAUGGGAUUUUGAAUAAAAAUGUGAUGGAAAACUCUGAUUCUUCUCAAUGCAUACCAAAGGGAUUGACUGUA
Messenger RNA from Tarenaya hassleriana, 1343 nucleotides. Its product is annotated as transcription factor bHLH104. Gene Ontology annotation, molecular function: protein dimerization activity; DNA-binding transcription factor activity. NCBI's taxonomy places the organism in Eukaryota, Viridiplantae, Streptophyta, Magnoliopsida, Brassicales, Cleomaceae. The record is from RefSeq and is a predicted model, not a curated record. The coding region runs from base 133 to 1110 and encodes 325 amino acids. The transcript is spliced from 5 exons. Gene Ontology annotation, biological process: regulation of DNA-templated transcription; intracellular iron ion homeostasis.